This is a messenger RNA of Brassica rapa (field mustard), 2152 nucleotides long. RefSeq names its product F-box/kelch-repeat protein At4g38940-like. NCBI's taxonomy places the organism in Eukaryota, Viridiplantae, Streptophyta, Magnoliopsida, Brassicales, Brassicaceae. The record is from RefSeq and is a predicted model, not a curated record. Gene Ontology annotation, molecular function: protein binding.
GUAUUCUUGCUUUCACUUUCUCUGCUUGCUGUUGAGGCAAACCUAAACUCGUUUGAGAAGAGCAUUUGUCACUUGCCCAUCUCCUAAAGAAGAGCAUUUGAGAUUUGGCAUGCGGAGAUUUCGAUGGAAAGACGUCCAUAAGGGGGUAAAGUUGAGUGGUGUGGUCAAGUUCUCAAAUAUUCAAGCAGUUUUUAUCGACUGGUAACUCCGGAUUCAAGAGAAACUAUAAGGACAUCUAUAGAUCAGGAAAAAUUUGAUCUCGCACUGAUCGAUUAAAAAAAGCCACAUAAGUCAUUGCUUUAGCUCAACACUUCAUUUGAGAAAUAUUUGCCCGAAUCAAUUCUUUUGGUCCUAUGCAGGUGAUCAGAGUUACAUGGUUCCAUGUAUAUUUCAAAAUGUUCUGUCUAGUGAAGAUAUUUUAAUAUAAGUUUCUGCCUGAUGAAUCCAUUUGAUGGGAAGGGAUAUAGCAGCUCUGAAGCAUCUAAUGCUUUUGUCAAUAAGUCGUUUUUUACGCUUUUGCUCUCGGAAAUAUUGUGUCCAAUACUCACAUUUUGCAAUAAUUAAUAGAAAAUAAAAGUCAAUAGAUAUUAUACAAUAUAAAAAUAAUUAAUACAGAAUAAAAGUCAAUAGAAUAAGUAGUAAAUAAUAACAAAUAUAACAAAAUGAUAUUAUGCAAUAUAUGCUCUGUAAAACUUUGUAAUUAUCUUAAAAAAAACAAAUGAUUUCUGUAAUUUCAUUUUUAAAAAACAAAUCCAGUAGCCAUAAGAACCCAUUUGAAAAAAACACAAACCAAAUAAGAAUCCUUUUUUUUCUAAAAAAAAAAUCCAUUUAACAAGUUUUAAAACCCUAGUCCUCUUUAGUAAAAUAAUAAGGAAAAUAGAGUUUUGUAAAUCAGAUCUGAGCCAAAAACUAGGGUUUUUGGCAUUUUCGCACUGAUAUUGGUGCCGAUAGUUGAUCCAUGAGUACACCACUUCCCGAAGACGUUAUCAUUGACAUCUUAGCGCGUGUACCAAGAUGCAACUAUCCAAGACUCUCCCUCGUUUCCAAGCACUUCGGAUCACUUAUUGCAUCGCCUAAGCUCUACGCUGUACGAUCAUUGUUAAGAUGCACGGAACACUGCCUCUAUGUUGUCCUCCACAACAGAGAAACUGGCGGAGAUCAUCGUUGGUAUAUUCUCCGACAAAAAACCAAAGACAAUCCCCGCUUGGUCCUUAUCCCUUCGCUUCCCGUUGCGCAACUCGAUGCAAGCUAUGUCGCAAUGGGCUCGAAGAUAUACGUGUUUGAUAAGAGUAAGACUAAAGAUGACAGUGUGACUACGAAUGUGUUGAGCAUCGACUGUAGAUCUCACACGGUUCAACAUCUCCCGAGCAUUGAUGUGCACGUGUAUACUACACUCGCUGACAUCAUCAAUGGGAAAAUCUACGUACUUGGGUAUCAGUAUCGUAAUACUAACUCGAAGAAGGUGAUGGUGGUGUUGAAUACAGAAACACAAACGUGGGAGCCUGUGAUGACACUGCCAGAGACGAUGGCGUAUUACACGUGGCCUUCUAGCUGUGUGAUGAUGGAUGGUAAGAUGUAUUUGAGGUGUUCUAAUAAAACCUUUCUUUAUGACCCAAAGGAAAAUAGAUGGGAAACGGACGAGAAGCUGGAUUUCUGGAUCAAUCCGUGCGUCGUUGCUGAUGUUAUGUACUGCUAUUAUUAUGAUGGGAACGUGUUAAUAAUGUAUGAUCCAAAGCAAAGGCGCUGGGGAAAGGUGAGAGGUCUGGAAGAAUUUUUGGCUGAGACGAAAUCAUGCUCAACAUUUUCAUGGACGGGCAUAGUGGGUUACGGUGGAAAGCUAGCUUUGUUUUUUCCUAAAGGAGUGACAAGAGAGAUCUGGUGUGCGGAGAUUUCACUGGAAAGACAAGAAGGAGAAGGGACUUGGGGUAAAGUUGAGUGGUGUCAUCAGGUUAUGGUUGCUGGAAAUUUUGACGUUAACAAAUGUGUUGCUGUUAUGGUUUGAUUCAUCAACUCUCAUGCUUGGAUAUUUUAUUAGUCAAAAAUGCUACAUUUGGUUCUUUGUUUGAGUUUUUGUUUUGAAUAUUCGUUUUAUGUAAUUGAUUCAGGAGAAUUUUUUUAUUAUUCUUGUUUUAUGGUUUCUGAAAUCUUAUUU